Molecule: messenger RNA, 3080 nt
Organism: Anoplopoma fimbria (sablefish)
Lineage: Eukaryota; Metazoa; Chordata; Actinopteri; Perciformes; Anoplopomatidae
Product: CD9 antigen-like
Exons: 8
Coding region: 247-882 (211 amino acids)
Cellular component (GO): membrane
Source: RefSeq, a predicted model, not a curated record
UGUGUGUGUGUGUGUGUGUGUGUGUGUGUGUGUGUGUGUGUGUGUGUGUGAGAGAGAGUGAGAGAGAGAGAGAGAGAGAGAGAGAGAGAGAGAGAGAGAGAGAGAGCAGCUCCAGUGACGGCGCUUCUCGGUGCACCAGUGUUGUGACCGGGUCGGACCGUUAUUGUCACAGUGCGCGCAGCCGACACAACCGUCAGACCACUUAACGGGGAAUAAAGGCAACAAAAAAAAAAACGUCCAGCCGAAAUGUCGAAAGUGGAAGGAGGAAUGAGAUGUGUCAAAUACCUUUUGUUCGUUUUCAACUUCAUCUUCUGGUUGAUGGGGUCCUUUGUUCUGGCAGUGGGACUGUGGCUGCGCUUUGACCCAGAAACUGUGUCUCUUCUCAAUGGUGACAAGGCUCCAGACACUUUCUUCAUCGGUGUCUAUAUCCUGAUAGGUGCUGGCAGUCUGGUGAUGUUGGUUGGUUUCUUUGGCUGUUGUGGAGCUGUUCGGGAAUCUCAAUGCCUGCUGGGUUCAUUCUUUGCCUGUCUGUUGAUCAUCUUUGGUGCGGAGGUGGCAGCAGGAGUGUUUGGCUUCUUAAACAAAGACAAGAUCGUCAAAGAUGUUCAGACCUUCUACACAACAACCUACAAUGAAAACAAUAACAGCACAUUGAUCAUCUCAUACCAGAAAGUACUCAACUGUUGUGGGACCAUGGACAGCCCCUGCGCUGAUCCCCCGACAGAUACUAAGGACUGUGAGACAGGCAUCAAGGAGUUCUUCAACAGUAAACUCUACAUCAUUGGAUACGUGGGCAUUGGCAUCGCUGGAGUCAUGAUUAUUGGGAUGAUCUUCAGUAUGGUGCUCUGUUGUGCCAUUCGCAACAGCAGGGAGGUCAUCUAAGCUCGACCCUUGACCUCUACCUCCACUGCACCCAGCCCCGAAAGACUGUACUGCCUUCAGAUCAAAUGUCAACAUUAGUCCAUCAUCCAUCCAGGGACCCAGGAAAUAGAUCAUGUUCAUUAAUAUCCUUUCCACUAUGGUGCUCAAACCAGCUCUCCUGGCCUGAUUUACGACUAUUUUCUCUUUCUUUAUUAUUUACACUCACAAGCAAAGUAGCACCCUGUACCUUCCGUAACAUUCCGAUAAGACUAAGACCGCAGGGUCAGUGUUAGUUCUGAUAUUGACAUGAUAAUCUGUCAAAUUGUUUUCCUUCUCAUGGCCAUUUGGUCACAAUUAUACAUUUUAACCCAAAUUCUGUCGCAGUAGUGUCAAGGCUUUUUUCACACAGCCUUGACACCGACCCCUCGACUGUGGGAAACUUUAGCCCCAGGAGAGCAAACCGGAGAAGUGAAGGCAAUGUUGUGUUACAUGAGAUCACAGCCUUAAAAAAAAGUUGGCUGGAAUCUUGUAGGGAAUCCUGAUUGGUGGAAUCAGAGUGGGAUGUCUAGAGGGAACGGCCAGUGAAUGUUUAUGGUAUGCAUCCAUCAUGCAGCCCCAGUGCUCUUACUCACUCGCAAACUCUGUGUGAACUUAACAAUCAAUAUAGACUUGUCUCUGCAAGAAAAAUCUGCAGUUAUCUUAAAGGAAUAGUUCAAUGUCUUGGAGAAUAUACAUAUUCACUUUGUUGUAGAGAGUUAAAUGAGGAGAAGCCAGCAGACGGUUAGCUUAGCUUAGCUGUAGUUCAUAUUUACUUUACAGAGAGUUUACGAGAGUGGAUAUUUAUCUUCUCAUCGCACUCUUGGCAAAAAUGUUAAUAAGUAUAUUUCCCAACUAUUCCUUACGUUUUUGUCCAUUUACAACAAAUCAUGCGUACUUUAUAUUUUUUAAACAAUGUGGGUAUGUGGUGGAUUACACAACUCAAGCCAGUUUCAAAAGUCAUAAACUGCCUUGAGCGGAAAUGUAAAUUAAAAAAUCUUAAACACACCAGCUGAAAUAAAAGCCAAAUUUCCUUUUUCGUCACGAAGUAAAAGCUCCUCGUUUAUAAGUGCUCUCUUGCAUAAGAGGGUAUCCUUGAGUCUUUGUUGACUGUAUGUCAAGAAAAUCAUGUGGACACAUGUGGACGUUUACAGGCUAAAUAUAUGCUCGCCAGUCAUCUGAGAAUAGCAAGUCGGGCUGUGAAAUUGGGUUAUUCAAACCAGUAGGAUCUCUCCCCCAACAAUCGUCUUUCCCCUCUGUGCCUUAAAAGUACACCAACCUAAACAAAACAGAAACUGAAAAAUAACCCCUGUAUUCCUCUCAUCUCUUCACCUCAGCAGAGGUUUGGACAGACAUGCCCGACCUCCAAUUACUUCUAUUUUUCCAGGUUCACUCAGGCAGUGUUAAUUCUGUAGGGUUUAUUACAGGACUCUGGUAUGUAAAUAUAUGUGACUUGUAGUUAUACGUUAUUGUGGAUGAUGUGGUAGUCACUAUUUAACAAGCUGUGUGUAGAUAGAAGCUUGCAGUAGUUGUAUCAUGUCCAUGUAGUCAUGACAGUGUUCGCAAUAGUCAAGGCAAAUCCACACGGCUAACAGCUUCUUAAUGUGCCUUUCUUUGAUAACGAGCUAUUUUUGAACAACGGGCUGUCAGAACGUAGCAAAAGAUUGUAGCAAAAGUGUACAUAUGUUUGUAGAGUUGGACUGCAAGUAAUCCUCACACACAUCCGAUUUGCCAUUAUUGUUAUGGUGUGUCACACUUGUUCUCUGCCAAGAGAGCUGGAGUGGUGAUAGCAACAACUCUUCUGCCAACUAUUUCAAAAACGUCUUGGUCAUUUAUUUACAAUUCAGUAUAAUGUGACAAGUGAGGAUACGAAAAAGGCUUUCUUCCCACUCCAGCAGGCGUUGUUUACUUUGAGGAGAAACUUAACAGAGUCACUAGACUGUUACUUCACAGGCUCUGUGGAGUUAAAGUAGGAUGAACUAGGAACAGUAAAGUGUGAGUCAAUCCACAAAGCUGUUGUUGUGUUUUCUCAGUUGUAUUUGUUUGAACAAAUCUGGAGAUGUAAUGUACUGUGCACAUAAAAAGACACUGUGUACACAGACGAGCCUUUCGUAGUUGAUUGUGUGUUAAUUUAUUUUGAUACCAUUCCGGGCUUCUCAGGAAGAUAGUUGUUUGAAGUUGAA